ACGCGCGUACAACACCUGUCAUACUUACUAUGACGAAGAUAAGUUAAAUGUAAGCUUGCUAGUUUUUGAAGGACAUUGCUCAGUAAUGAUUAAAAUAAGGUAAACUCAGUGACAACCUGAGUUGCAAAAGGCGAAGCAAAACGAGUAGGAAGUAACUAGCAGAUAAAUCACAAUGGACUUCCUGAAGCGCUGUUUGAUUAAACGUCCAACACCCGAAGAUUUGGCUGAUGGGUUGGAAACUGCUCCAGAAUAUACAGCUCGAUGGAACUCCAUCAGGAUAAUUUAUUAUACGAUGUUUUUAAUGUCACUUGGAUUUAGUAUUAUUUUGACUGGUGUUUGGCCUUAUUUAGAUAAGUUAGAUCCCAAUGCAGGAAAGGAGUUCAUGGGGUGGAUCGUCAGUGCCAAUCCAGUGGGUCAAAUGAUUUUCAGUCCCCUAGUCGGCAUGUGGAGCAAUAAACUUGGCUCAAUACGGCUACCACUACUGUGUUCGCUAGCAUUAUUCUCGAUAGCCAGUGGAAUGUAUUCUACGCUUGAAUUGUUCACCUCGCACCAUAAGUAUUGGAUGUUGUACUCACGUUUUUUGAUCGGAGUAAGUUCGUCUAGUAUAGCUGUUUGCCGAUCGUAUUUAUCAGCGGCUACUAAACUGAAAGAACGCACGGGUGCUGUGUCGAUGGUUUCAUUAGCACAGACAUUAGGGUUCAUCGUCGGACCGGCACUGCAGGGAGUGGUAACUCCGCUUGGAGAUCGCGGUUACCCAUUGUUGAGAUAUACUUUACAUCUCAACAUGUAUACAGCAACUGGCUGGAUCAACGUUGUUAUGGGAAUAAUGAACUUUUGUCUAUUUCUUCCGUUCAUAUUCAAAGAAAAACGCAUCGCUGCAAGGGAAGCAAUGAUUAAGCGAGGUAUGGAAACUGAAAAGGAGACAUGGAAAGCCAUCAAACCUGAUUACGUUUCGGCCUGGUCGUUGAUAUUUGCCUUCUUCAUACUAGUGUUCAAUUUCGUAUUCUUAGAAACGUUAGCAACCCCACUCACGAUGGAUAUGUUUGCGUGGACAAAAGCAGAAGCUUUGUACUACAUGGCUUGGGUUAUGGCCGUGGGAGCAAUUGUUGCCAGUGCAACCUUCGUUCUGAUAGGUCCACUUUGUAAAAAGUUCCCAGAGCCCAGUGUUUUGCUUUGGGGAGGCUUCUUUUUGAUGGUACUCGGACGUGCAGUAUAUAUACCGAUGGGGGAUACUCCUCCGAAGUUGGCAGUUCUAACGAACGAAACUGUGGCUCUUGAAAUACAAGCUGAAUCCAGUGUUUACGGAUCUAAUUUUUCGGAAGUUUUUUCGAAUCUUUCUCGCGUUGCAUUAAGUGACGAUUCUGACAGGGCUGAAGAAUUGGACGCAGUUGAAUUGUUGGGCUGCCCUCCUGCUCAGGAAUGGUGCAAGACAACAAAAGGAAUGACAAUUACCCAGUUUCUAGUGGGGUAUGCCUUCACAGCGAUUGGCUACCCAAUCGGAGUUACACUGAUAACUACUAUCUUCUCAAAGAUUCUCGGACCGCGGCCGCAGGGAACAUGGAUGGGAUUGAUGACAGGAUCCGGCUGUUUGUCGCGGGCUAUGGGGCCAGUGUUUCUGUCCACAAUUUAUACUAAAUUAGGAUUGUAUUGGACGUUUGGUUCUACUGCACUGAUGAUGGCAGGUACCAUGUUAUGGAUAUGGUUUGUACGAGAGAGAUUAACCCCUAUGAACUAUGAAAAUCCUAUGUCAGGGCAGGAGUUGCUUACGUUAAACAGAAAUAAAGACGCUGAAAAAUCAGGUCUUACCGAAAAAGAAAAGCUAAACAGUAAUGGAUCCCACGGACAAGAUUCAUAACAAACUGUCGACAAUCACAGUUGAGUCUGAUAUUUAAGGUCUAGGUGUGAAAGAUAUUCUAAGUGUUUGAGGCAUUUCAUAUGCGAGUAGAUUUAUAUUAUGAUAUGCUCAAAAUGAAUACAAGUUUACAAGUUCAAUGACACUGACUAGAAAACAGGUAACAUAAGGAAAUGUGAUACUUAUACACGCAGUUCAGAGCGAGUAAAUCAUUUUACAAUUUAUUGCGUAAAUUUACCUUCCUGUUCAUAUAUGAAUGAGAAUGUUUUCUGUUCAAAAUUAACAGAUAUACAGAAUUGAGCAUAUAGAUAGGUAGAUGCAAUUUCUUCAUCAUUUUAGAAACGUUUUGUAUAUUGACUUGAUAUGGUGGAUAAUAAAAUAUACUUGAACGUGAGAGUAA
Messenger RNA from Malaya genurostris, 2252 nucleotides. It is a transcript of the gene Cln7, whose product is annotated as major facilitator superfamily domain-containing protein 8. Gene Ontology annotation, cellular component: lysosomal membrane. Gene Ontology annotation, biological process: transmembrane transport. Gene Ontology annotation, molecular function: transmembrane transporter activity. Lineage: Eukaryota; Metazoa; Arthropoda; Insecta; Diptera; Culicidae. The coding region runs from base 173 to 1855 and encodes 560 amino acids. The transcript is spliced from 6 exons. The record is from RefSeq and is a predicted model, not a curated record.